AUCAGUAUCUGAACACCAGGCAUAGACAUAAAUUCAUGUCAUUUUAGCGUAUCAUAUGUGUAUCUUAGAGGACUUGUGAAGGAGUUAUCAGUUACACAUGGUAUAUGGACGCUAUCCUGUGUUGCCUAUGCUUCUGCAGCACAGUAGACACGUGAGCCUGCAGCCCAAAAGCUGGGAAGUCACCAGAAGAAAAACACAAUUCCUGAAUAGAAUUUUUGGUAUGCAGAAUCUGUUCAUGAAGUGGAAACCUUGACUAUGAAACUGCUGUUGAGAGAGAAGAAAAAAAGAACUAUAUUUUACAUGGAUGUUUUACAGGCUGCCACACUUAGUACUACUUCCUGCUGCUGCCCUUGGAGCACGAGUCUUCCACGUGUUUCAUCUGGCCUGAGUGGGAAUGUAGGGCCACAUUUGCCCAAGCAAAGAUCCUUGAGAGUAAACUGAUUUCUUCUGAAGAUGAGUCUGCACAGAUUUAAUGUUGCUGCCUCUGUGGGCUUCAGCUCCUGAUCAGUUUAGGCUUCUCCCAUCUUCUCACCUUUCUUUCUUACUCUUCUUUUGAUAAGUCAUCCAAAUUGGGCCAGUUAUAUAUCUUGAAGGGCUGAACAAAUGAAGGAUGGGUUGUAACACGAAUCAGAAGAACUGAAGGACGGCACAUUCCCUUCUGGGAUGGUCCCUCCCUUUGUGGGUCAGUAGGACAGCUGUGGCUAUGAGGGGCUACCUGAGGCAUGCCCUGACUUUUUGGUGUUACCACUGAAGUCUCCCCCCCUUCAUUUCAUACUGCUAUUGUAAGCUGUAAAAUGAUCAUAUUUAGGGGAAAAAAAAAAAGUAUAUGAUGAAGCAUUUAGUCUAAGAAUAAUCAGAAUAGUUUAAUUACAAGAGCGAUUUAGUUCUCAUGUUAUGUCCCCCACCAAAUGUGUGUAUGUGUGUGUGUUUGUGUGUGUGUAUAUAUAUGUGUAUAUAUAUAUAUGGACACUGCAUCUCUGAGUAAAUUGAGAGUAGCUUUUUGAGAAAAAUAAUGUCAAGAAAAUAAAUACACCCGGGCAGAAGCUUUCCUUUUCCCUUUCCUCCUACAUUCCCCCCCCCUUUUCCCCCUGCUUCUCUUUUAUUCUUUCUGUUUUUCUUGAUCCCUGUUUGUAAGACCUGUAGCUUCAAGUUUACUGCAGCUUUCACUAGGGCAAGUACUCAGCCUGUGAAGUCUUGAGGCUGACGGCGGACAAAUCAGAGUAGGAAAACUGGAGAUUAUCAGUCUGGAAGGAGGGCAGAGGGCCGCUGUGUAAAACAUAUUAUGCUCCGUCUGCAUUUAGGAGCCACAUAAACAGUGCAGGAUGUUUAAUUCUUUUUGCAUGCCUGAGGAAUCAAAAUGAAACAGGCACCGUUUCCUAAGCAGAGGUGACUCCGCAGAGCUUAAACUAAUGCUAUUAAGAUCCAAAUUAGAAAAGGUUGUUGCAGUCAGCAACAUUAUUGCACGGCCUCCUCUGUCAUGCAGCUAAGGCUACUAAGCCCAAAGUUAGCGGAUUUUGUUACACUGCAGAAACCUCACCAGUUUUUAGGGAAUGAAAGUACAAGCUAGGGAAGAGUGACCAGGAGCAUAAACUUAACACAGUUUUAGUCAUUUUAAAUGUGUGUGUCAGAUAUGGUUAUAGUAUGUCCGGUCAUCAAAGUGGACUAAUGUGGAGUGAUGUAUGGUUGUGAUACUUCAAAGGAGAAUAGUAAUUUUUUUUCUGAGGGAGAAAAAAUUCCAAUCUAGUGGGCAAUGCAACGUGUUUACUCUCCUGCCAGUUCUCAAGACUAAUAGCUUUGAAGACAGCAAGGGCUUAUAAGAAAGAAAUGCCUGGCUCUUCUGGAGGUUCCCCUCAGUGGAGGAGCUCAGAGAGUCUGUCCCAGAGAAUUUUGCUUCGGAGUCCUAUAUGCCUGAUGCCAGAAGCAUCUGCCUGUUGCUGUGGGGCCUUCAGAAAAGAGAAGUAGGAGAGCCGUGGCUGUGGUGGCUGGCCCUCUCCUCCCUUCAGAUUGUGGUGUAGGGGUUGCUUGCACCUCUUCCACCCUGGGGCCAGGCUUAUCUUACUGGGGACUGAGGGCUUGAAGGAACAUUUUUCUGUACCCUGAAGUCCUUUGUGUGAUAGUGCCAGGGACAUGCAACACUGGAAAUCUACAUCAGUCAUAGUGAGACCUGCCUGGGUGUGCGAGCCCAAAGCGAAGAGGGAAAAGUGAAGUGGCUUAGUGUGCACCUCCAACUUCUGCUGCAAUUCAUUUUGGUAAGCACUGCUCGUUGUCACAUGGCUUUGUGAAAUGGCUUCUGCUGUGCAGAAAGAAAUGGGUGAAGUGCUGCGUUUGUGAGGAAGGUGAAUGCAUUUUAUGUUCCCCCUUAGGUCUGUGCUCUUUUCUGCUGUUCUGUACUGGCUAUAACAACCAAAACAAAGGUACAUAAAAUAAAUACCAGUGGUGGAGUUUUAUUGCCCAGUGCCAAAAAUUGUUUAUGUUUCUUUUAUUUCUUUAGCAAGCCUAGUGGUCUAUUAAUGACUUCACUCCUCCUCCUGUGGAGGAGCUGUCUUCAUUGGCAUUAAGUGCAAGAUCCAAUUUAGAAUGACGUAAUGCAUUACCAUGCUCCGACUUGCAUCAGUGGGAAGGAUUUUCCACUUUACAAGAUAUGCCUUGCCAGAAGCUUCUUGGAGGUGCAUUUACUUAAUGAAAUUGAUUUAGUGUCUGGCCCAUAUUGCCUGCUAAUAAAGCCUUUCAGUCAAAAUGACAAUAAUAAAUUAUCUUAUGUCUUUCUUUUAUGAUAAAGGAUGCUGUUUUAUUUGCUUUAUGCCGUCUUUCUCUAAGCAUAUGAGGAAAAGGAAUAAAUUCUGUCCAGUGACCAUAUUAAAAAAGAACGAGUCGGAAGAGUGUGGUCACUUGUGUCGCUUUUGAGCUUGAGAGUAGAAUCAACUGAUAAGGCAUCUUUGUGCUCAGAAAAUCUACAGGGGGAAAAAGGUGGAGACUGUAAUAUCAAGUAAUUAAUCUUAUUAGGAAUCAAACAAAAAUAUUUUCUAAAUUAAAUCCCAUACAUUUUUGAAAGGCAGGAAAGAUUACAUUGUGCUGAACUUUACUGACCGACAAUAGACUUUGACCCCAUUUGCUUUGCAUUUACUUGCACCACAAGUACAAGCAGGGGAUCUGGCUAUUCUCAGAGAUAGCAAAACAAAUUCUUCCACCUCUACUGAAUGACACCUGCUGCUUCAUAGAAUAUUUUAUUCUCCAGGUCAUAUUUUUAACUCAAAGCAGUGAAGAAUCUUCCUAUGUAGCAGCAAGGAGAACGACUUUUAUCAUUUGAAGUGCAGAAUUUUGUCCAUGAAAGUGAAGUGCCUAACUUUCAUUAUCUUCAUUAUGGAAUACAGCUGUCCAUUGUGAAAAAAAAAAUGUUAUUACUUUAAAUGUAUAAUCUUGGCAUUGGAAACAUAUAGUAUCGAUUUUAAAAAGUUUCAUAUAAAUAUCAUUUGCAACCACAAAGGAAUUAGCUAAUGAAUACUAAUUUUAAAUUUCGUAACAUUAUUUGUGAAUAUCUCUACAGUAGCUGGGAGGAGAUAAUGCAAUUUAGUCUUAAAAAUACCAUGAAAAUCUAGAAAGCUGCUGUGCUGCACACAAGUCAUUGAAACACACCAGAACUGUGUGGAGAAAGUAAAUAGACAAUGGCAGGGUCAAUUGAAUGCCACUGAGAGAUUUUACUUUUGUUUUUAUCUAUGUCAUCUUUCUGAGAGGGAGCAUGGAUGCAAGCAGGAACAGCUUCUUUUUGGUUUAGUGGGCAUGGUGGGGAUGGGCUGAUGGCUAGAUUAGAUGAUCUUAGAAGUCUUUUCCAACCUUCAUGAUUCUAUGAUCCUUGCAGACCGCUUGUUGCUUCUGCCUCAUGCCAUGCUGUUCCUGAUGUGCAAGUACUGGCAUCUGACAUUGCAUUUCUAGGCAUCUCAUUUAAUUCCUUUUUUCCUCUAACACCUCUCUCCUUUCUUCACCACCUGCUUCUUUCUGUUGCACCUAUGAAGCCUGUUCACCAGGGAAAAGCUUCUGCUCUCCAGGCACCAAGGUUGUCUUCAGCUCCUUGUGUCCAGAACUUGCCCACGCUCGUUUCUUCAACUCCCGAUGUAUUUCUGGAGACGUUCCUCAUGAAGUGAGGCACCUGGAACUCUCCCCUGGAUAACAAUACUGGACACUGUGGCUAUCCUGAACUCCAGAAGUAUGAGAAACAUUUUCUUAAAGCAUCUAAGAAUGAGUUGUACCUGGCGUACGAAAGCUAUUAUGAAGCAUGCAACCGUACUGGAGGCUUACAUUCCAGUAGCAGAAGACACUGUUUUUAUCAUAUCAUAGAAUCAUAGAAUGGCCUGGGCUGAAAAGGAGCACAGUGAUCAUCUAACUCCAACCCCCCCUGCUAUGUGCAGGGUUGCCAACCACCGGACCAGGUUGCCCAGAGCCACAUCCAGCCUGGCCUUGAAUGCCUCCAGGGAUGGGGCAUCCACAACCUCCUCAGGCAACCUGUUCAGUGCGUCACCACCCUCUGUGUGGAAAAACUUCUUCCUAAAAGCAUUCCCAAAGUCAGUCUGUGGAAGCACUCUUUUACUAAUUCCUGGUCAGAUAACAGUUAUGCACGUCCCCCCCCCCAAUAUGUUUGCCUUUUUCUCACACUAGAGCCGCAGAUUUCCUGAGGAAUGGAGUCUGGGGCUCCUGGAGGGAAGCGAUGCUGUCUGUACGGUUCCAGGAAGCAAUAAGCACCUACAUGAAAAUAACUCAAGUCCCCAUCCUUAAUCCCUGCCUAUCCUUUUUUAUCUGAUGGACUCAGCGAGGGCGGGAAGAUCACAGCGUGGCUGAAAACGAAAGGGAGUUAACAAGAUGUGACCAGUCAAUGGCUAAAACAAUAGGCAAGACCCUGCACGUUGCCUGCUGCCCAGGUGUCCUUCCCAUGCACAGGUAGCCAUGUGGAUCGCCGUGAGUUUGCUCUGCUGCUUGGUGCUCGGGGGGCUGCCGCCAGCAGGCACCUCGUGCCCCUCGCAGUGCAGCUGUGCCUUCCACAGCCUCAACGAAGGGACGAAAGCCAGGACAGUGCUGUGCAAUGACCCGGAGAUGACCCUCACUCCAGUGAACAUCCCUGUAGAUACGUUCAAGCUUCGAAUAGAGAAGACAGCCAUCCGCAGGGUGCCGGGGGAAGCUUUCCACGCUCUUCACAACCUGGAGUACCUCUGGUUGCCCUAUAACUCCCUGGCCAGCCUCAGCGGGAUCACCUUCAAGGGCCUCCGUCGCUUGCUGGAGCUGAGGCUAGAUGGAAAUGACUUAAUAUCAUUUCCCUGGGAAACCUUGUCUGACAUGCCACAGCUGAGGCUUCUGGAUUUACACAACAAUGAACUUACCUCAAUACCUCCAGAUGCUGCUCGUUACAUCAAGAAUAUCACGUACCUGGACCUGUCUAGCAACAAACUGAUGACUCUUCCUCAGGCUCUUAUUUCUACCUGGGCCAACCUGCAGGCGGUCCCUUACUUUCCCAACGAUAACUCCAAGAUCAUCUUAGGUUUGCAAGACAAUCCUUGGGCAUGUGACUGCAGUCUGUAUGAAAUGGUCCAUUUCCUGAAUUUCCAGUCUCCCAACAUAGCGUUCAUUGAGCCUAGGCUGAAAUGCUUCACCCCUCGUAGCCUUGCAGGAGUCUUCUUCAGCCAAGUUGAGCUAAGGAAGUGUCAAAGCCCUGUUGUACAUACGUCUGUAGCCAAAGUAAAGACCAUCCUGGGCAGCACUGUGCUACUGCGAUGUGGGACAACGGGGGUGCCCAUUCCUGAGCUCAGCUGGAGAAGGGCUGACGGUGCUCCACUAAAUGGCACAGUGCACCAAGAGAUCUCUAGUGAUGGGAUGAGCUGGUCUAUCCUGGGCCUGCCUGUAGUCUCUUACCUUGACUCUGGAGAGUACAUUUGUAAAGCAAAGAAUUUCCUGGGGGCAACAGAAGCAUUCAUAUCCCUCAUCAUCAUGGACUCGGAAAGCACGGAUGACCCCAACCCCAAUGCCAAAGGCACGUGGAGCGGGAAGGCAAGUGGGAUGGAGGCAGCUGCCUACAAUGACAAGCUAGUGGCAAGGUACGUUAUCACCACCUCCACCAUGCCUACCCUAGGGGCUGGAGCAGGCACCGGAGAGGAUGUCCUCAUCCCAGCUGGAGCACAAGAUAGCAACCCCCAAAACCUACUGGUGAGCCCACCUACUGGUCAGCAGGAGCCAGAGCGAAUUGUGAGAUCUGUCAGGGUGAUAGGAGACACUGACCAGAGUGUCACCCUGGCCUGGAAGGCGCCUCUGGCGAAGAACACAACAGUGUUCAGUGUCCUCUACGCUGUCUUUGGAGAGAGAGACAUGCGUCGGAUCAAUGUGGAACCAGGGAAGACCAAGGUCAGCAUUUAUGGGCUGCUACCAAAGACCAAAUACAUAGUGUGCGUCUGUGUGAAAGGGCUGAUACCCAGGAAGGAGCAGUGCAUCAUAUUUUCCACAGAUGAAGUUGCUAGUGCAGGAGGGACCCAGAAACUCAUCAACGUGGUUGUCAUCAGUGUGGCUUGUGUCAUUGCUGUUCCUCUGACACUGGUGGUCUGCUGUGGAGCACUGAAGAGACGCUGCAAAAAGUGCUUUGUGAGGAAACCCAAGGAAAUUCAGGAGUCCUAUGUCACCUUUGAAAGUCUUUCUCCUGGGGCCAAGGUGAAAGGAGUGGAAGGAGAAUACUUGACUAGACAUACCCCCGAUGAGUCUAACAGGCUCCUCUCUGCCCGAUCCAGUGUGGACUCAGAAGCAAUACCAAAGAUAGAGGGGCAGCCUAAUGAAUACUUUUGCUGAUAGUUACUAGGCUGGUUAUUGGCUUGCUAGAUGGAAAGUAUGUGGCCGUAUAUAUGACUGUGCUCCAACACUGCAUGCCAUUGUGUCAAUGUAUGUGUCUCAGACAUAUUCUGGAGGAGGAUGCAAGAAAACGGAAGAUGCCCAGACUUUAUAGGAAUAUGUUGUUUGACCAGCUGGGGUUUGAUGUUUUGUACUCAAUCAAAGGCUUCUGUGCUAACGGUCUCAUUUUCUUGGACCAUUCUUAUUUUCAUAAAAUGAUGCAUGCACACUGAGUGUGAGGACAUUAAGCAACACUUUUGAGCAUGCUCUGCUCAGUGCUGUUUAGUACCUGCUCUGCAAUAUGCUAAGUAUCUUAUUUGCAGCUCUUUUAUGGUUCUUUGGUUUACAAAUUGGGGAGUACUUGAUAAUUUUAAUACAGAUAUCUGUGAAUGUGAUGACAGAGUCUUACCUUUUAUGCACCGCAUAUUUGCAUGAAACAGGAGAAUUCGUGCUUAAUAGAUAGCUAAAUAAACUGUUUGUUGUACAUCUAACAACAGCUUUAUAUUCUCAGUUCAAAGAAAUGUGCAAAGAGAUAUGGCUCGAGACAAGAAGCAAUCGACUCCUAAGAACACAUAAGAGAGUAAGUUUGAGAAUGGCAUUUUGACCCUAACCACUGUUCUUCUUAUCACACAAUCAAACAACAGUACCACACAGACCUUUUCAGUAUCAGACCUAGCUGUCAUUUUCUAGCAGUGUUGUAAUUAGUACAGUAUGCUUUAUAUCAGCUAUGCUGCUUAAAAGUCAUACACUAACCUAUUCUGCAAAUUAUGUGUGGCAUUGUAAUGUUUUCUAACCAUACUGCAAAACCUACGUUAGAUAGUUCUGCAAAAAUCUCCCAGAGCAGCCCUGUCAUUGCUGCUGGCUGUACUGGUAAAACUGGUAGUGAAGAUCAGAGGGCUUAGCUGGGCACUUGUGGUUCGGCCACGAAAGUCCCUUGCUCUGUGUAGAGCAGAGGUGUGUACUUCUGACUAGACGCACUUCUGCAAUACUUCUGCUGUGGAAGCACUGGUGGCAAAGGCUCCGUGCUGGUAUUUGGGUUUCAAACAUUUUUCAAGUUUGAGAACUCUGGAAAAAAAAGAAGAAAAAAGGCCAAUAUUUGUCUAAAUGUGUUUUUCUAACCGUGGUUUGCUAAUCAGUUAUUUGUUACUGAAGUCCUGCAAUGCUGCGGGAAUUCGGAUCUGAAUACUUAUCACAAAGCAAUUCCUAGCCAUGUAAUUUUCCACUCCUGUCCCUUAGGUUGUAAUACUGUAUAUAAUGGCUUUCUGCAUGUAAAAAAUAUUCUUAAUAAAGAAAAUGCUGCAGGAUCUGCCAAAUGUUGAAUGGGAGGCAUCCAGCCAAGCUAAAAUGAUAAUUGAUGAACUCUCAGUCUUUUGAAAUUGAUUUGAAACAUAUGUUUGUAAAUGUCUUGGGAAGAUCUCCACUCACAUUCUGGAUGUGUACGUACAGUGUGGAUUUACAGAAUUCAGUACUUGGAAUGACACUCCGUUUUCGGCAAGUCCUCCUUGUGCUAAAGGAUUUCUGUGAUGUCAGACUACUUGACCUGAUGUAAAAAAGACCAAAUCGUUUGACCUCAGCAUAAAUGCUAGCAACAGAGAGUAUGCUACAAUGGUUUCUGAUAGGACUCUCUGUCCUCCUUACAUUCAUAAAAAGGAACUUCUCUUGUAUCGGGAGAGCUUUUCAAUCCCUCUAUAUAGCAAUUCAAAAUGUAUUUUAACACUACAGAUUAAUUGAUGAAAUAGGUAGUAUCUAACAGAUUUAUUAUUUAUUUACACAUUUGUAUUUCCCAGGGUUGAUUUCAAGUCUCCUUCGUCAAGGUGGAAUAAAAACAUUCCAGUAGCAGUUUUUGGUAUGGGUUGAAAGGAUUGUUGUUUUCUUCAAUCCAGUUCCUGCCCUCAUCUGUAGUGGUGUUGCUUUGGGUUGUACAGAAAUCAGCAAGGAGCCCAGCCUAGCACAGGUGGCUAAUUUUUAGUACUGAAAAAUCAAGGCUGUCCUGAAGCUCUCCUGUGGUGAAUGGAGUGGCCCUGCUGCCCCAGGACUUUUCCACAGGUGAGGUUUGCAGCCAUCUGGGAGUGAGAUCUAUUUACCCUCCAGCUGUCUGGAGGCAGGAGCAGGGUAAUUUGCCACACCUAGUCCUGGUAAAGAACAGCACUUGCCCAUUCCAACGCAGGUUCUGCAAUCACAGUGAGAAAGGCACUGGCUGAGUCAGUCCCAUCGCUCCAUACCUGUGGGGAGAGGAAAGACUUUUCAUCCCAUGGCCUUCCUUGUGGAUGUGUUAAGCUUUAGACUCUACUAGUAGAGUUUUUUGCACUUUGAAUAAAUAGCAAUCCCGAGUAGAAUAAACGUGAUUUUCCAUUUCUAUUUCCUAUGGUGAUUCUCACUGUCCUGUAGGUGAGGCAAAAUGCUUUAGCAGCUCAGCUGCUGCUCCAAAACCAGAAUAUCUGUAUCAGACUGGUGAUUCACAGAAGGUAGGCAAUAGAUUGAAACAUGUGUAAGCUCUGUGUUCUGUGGUGUCAUACUUUGCUAAACUGUAUGUGAAAUUUCAAACUGUUACAGGUAAACUGAUUUUCUGCUGAAUGGAUGGCAGAUGAAUUUCAAAACUUUGGAUGAGAUCUGCAGUUGUGUGAGGCAAGUGAAAAUGCAAUAAAAACCUCGUUGGAUGUUUCUGUUUCUUUAACCUACGGGUGUUAGGGACCUCCUUUCAGCAUGGUCAGUGCAGGCAAGUGAUGCUCUCUGGUCACAGCACGCAGAACAGAGCUGGCUCAGAGCUUUCCCCUGGGAACAGUUUCUUACUUGGUUAAGGUCAGUCCUUGGACAGAUGUGCUGUGAAGACUGUUUCCAUGCUCCCCCUGCCCCCCACUUUAAUUGAUUGGUUUUCUUUCUCCUUAGAAGAUGUUUCCUUUGUUAAUAAUCUUUGUGUCUUUUUGACUAGUUUGUUGCCUUUUGGGGUUUAUUUCUAGAACAUCUUUGAGUGCGGUAUUUCCCUACUGUUACUAUUAAACCAUUUCACAUUUUUUUUCUCUGAUUAGCUUCGGACCACUUGAUUACUACUUAGGAAAGCAGUUAAUGUCAUCUGCAUUAGACUGGAGGUAGUGCUGGCUGCCUUUGCAGAGCAGUAUGAGGCCCUCCUUGAGGGGCACUCCAUGGGUUAUGUAGCCAAGACAAGCUCUUCCUUCUACAGGAUCUUCCAGUACUUACUCUGGAAAUCCAAUUGGUGCAAAAGUGAAAUAUAAAGGAUAGGGUGUCUAAAAGAAAGCAAUAGUGGUUUAAAAAUGGAUCCAAAUAGCUCUGAAUUGUACUGAAAAACUGUUUUUAAUUGAAAGAAUCCUGAGAAGAGCAGCUAUCAAAAUGAAAGAAUUGAGCAGAAUAUGAAGGAAAUAAUACGACAAAAGUGAUUUAAAAGGAGUACUGCAAGUAGUUGAAGUACAUUAGAAGAAAGGUAAAAAAAAAGUAGGUUAAGGAUUUGAAAAAUGGUUUUGCAAACAUGUUCAGAAGUGCCCAGGUUGCCUGAUGAGCAGAUCCAGGCAAAGAAUAGUAUGUGCUCUGAACUAUGAAGUCUCUGCAAAUAUUUUCAAUGAAAUAUAUAUAUAAAAUCUCCACAGGUGUAGAAUAAUGUACUGGCUCAUAACCACCUCAUUUCCAUAAAGUGAUCUGAAUGUACUGGGGGGCUGGUGGCUGCAUUGCCUGCCCUCUGUGGGACCUGCUGAGGUCAAUGCUGUGCCAGGAAUCCCAGAGGGAUUCUGCCGGGGUGUUGGAUUACUGAGAAAAUGGGAAAAGUUUUGCAGGUUUGUAUAGCUGCUGUUGAAGGUUCAUGAAGGAAUUUACCUCUUCCUUUUCACAUCACUGUCCUCUUUUCAAAAGCUGCUUUUUCCGUCCUGUGCCAUUUGGCGUUAGAUGCACUGUGUCUGAAAUACCCAACUGCAGCCUUCACCUCAUCUGCCCUCCCUGGCAGGGAUUUCUAGCUGUGAUAACCCUGGCAAAGGGACUCUAAUUGUAAAGCAUUGGCCUUAACUUGAUUUCUUACAGAUGCAUGUGUCCAUCACUUCAAGACAAGAGUUUGGAUCCCUUGCUCUUGCUGGAGGCAUGCAAGGGGCUUCCCUUCAGCAUUUGCUUUGGCAGUGAGCGUGAACGCCUAAACUCUACUUCCCAUGGAUUAGCAUACAAUAUCUCUAUAGAAAUUUAUUUUGACAGCUUGGGUUUUAGACAGCUUGUUCUGCAUUUUGGCUUCAAUCGUGAUGCCACAUGACGGUAAAGAGCAGCUGAACUGAGUGGACAUCUGCUGCCACAAAAGUGAGCAUUAAAUUUACAGGCAGACAUAAACUCGGCUGAAUUGAAGAGGUAAUAAAAUCCUACUCCAGUAGGGAGCAUAAACAUAAAGGCUGUGGAUAACAUAUUUGGAGGAUGUAUACUCUUUCCUCCCCUCCCAAUCUCUGCCCUAUAGUGUGGGUACUGUCUACCCAUCGAUUCUUCUUUUUUUGAAAUAUAAUUCCUCAGUAGUUCCUCAGGUUAAUGCUGAACCUUCUGAGUACACUUGGGAAUUUUGGGAAUUAUUUGGGAAUAUUUAAAUGGUCUCUCAAGUAGCAAAUACACAUCAGCUUUAAAACAGCCAACGUAUUAGCCCAUGGUACUGAAAGGCAGCUCUGCUUGAAAGGCCAUUUUUCAGCCCUGUAGGAGAUAGGUGGGACUGCGAGAAGUGGAACCAAGAAAACAACCACAACUUCUCAUCGAUGAUCCCCAACCCAGCUGUAUUAGAGGUUGCACUUUGGUGGCUCAUGAAAUGAGCAUUUCCUAGAGCAUUUUUCUCAAUGAGUGCUGUCAGGACAUUGCUUUGUUUUGGUUUUUUUUUGCCUCAUCUGAAAAUGUUUCCCUAGUGGCUUCUGCAGCACACAUAGGCCUGUUCUUGAUGCCCAACUCUUUUUUUUGGUAUGUGUGUUACUACUAUUAUAACCAGGUAAUAUUGUCAGCAGCUACAAUAAAUUGUAAAAUUACAAAAUUAUUACUAUACAAUUAUAAUAACAUUGUUCCCUUAGGAAUUAUUUCCAUGGCAGACUACAGAACAGAACUGCGAGCACAGGUGCCUGUGGUGUUUGUUUUCCGAGAUGCCCAUGCGUACAACAAGUAGGCCCAUGGAGUCUUGAAGCUUCUGUUCCCAUGGCUGAGACCACCGUGUGACAUAACUUCUCAUCGCUGCUACCUGUGUCACUCCUUCAGCCCUCCUGGUUCAGCCAGCAAGCCCCACUGACUGGUGACCACUUUGCCACUUAAGCCGUACUAAUAGGGGAUAAGGAGCGCCUAUGUUGGCUUACAGGGUCUGUGCUGGUUCCACACUGUAAGAACCCCUCAGUGAUGUCCCUGCAGCCACCACAGUCAGGUGGGGGCUAGUAGCUGCUGUCCCUGCUGCGCUACAGACCAGCAACCUUUCUCUUUCAUGUCAUGGCUCGUUAAUGACAUAUUAGAAUGCAGGGCACUUGUUGAAAUAUCAUCAAGUACAACAUCAUGGUAAGUAAUGAGCAAUUUUGCUAAAAAUAGCAUGCCCGUAUGGCUGUGGUUAGCUGCUAGGUAUAGAUAGAAAUGGCAGCCCUAUGGGCCCACUAAUUGCAGCCUGCCCCUUGUGAGCUGGA
Molecule: messenger RNA, 12473 nt
Organism: Gallus gallus (chicken)
Lineage: Eukaryota; Metazoa; Chordata; Aves; Galliformes; Phasianidae
Gene: LRIT1
Product: leucine rich repeat, Ig-like and transmembrane domains 1
Exons: 9
Coding region: 4936-6816 (626 amino acids)
Cellular component (GO): endoplasmic reticulum membrane
Molecular function (GO): protein binding
Source: RefSeq, a predicted model, not a curated record